UGCGCAUGCGCGUGCUCUGUUUAGUUUUCUCCAACCUGAAGAGCUCUGGCUGCCUAGCUUCGCAUCGCUGACUGUUGUUGUGAAGCUUCGAGAGAAAUGAGACCUUCCCCCCCCCCCCAGCUGGAAUAUAAAGGACGUUAAUAACAGACGUUAAUGUGACAGAAAGCCACGCUUGAGGAAGUCUGGAACCGCAGUGGAAACCGACUGUUUGGGUGAAGAAUAGCUAAACUGUUCGCUGAAAAUACCCCCUCAGCAGCCGGAGCAGCAGCAGCAGAGGAGCAAGAAUAGCCCUCACGGAUCCCACAUCACAGCACAUCCACUGCGGCAACCCUGUUCUCUGACUCUGGCGGCUACAAACGCUUCAACCACUUUUGGGUUUUCUUGUGUGACUAUUUGGGUGGAAAAAAAAAAAUCUUCGGCGAAAACCCAGUUGCUAGAGGAACUACCCGCUUUUAGUAUAGAGGUUUGUUAACGCAUUAAAAUGGCUGCUGAGACGGUAUUUGCGAGAGAAUGGUUCUAAUUCAACGUAUCAAACUGCAAAUGAGUUACUCUGGCUAACAAACUGUAUUAGUUUGGUCUAUGAGAAUAUACAGCCAACAGCAGCUUUUGAUUUAACGUUUAUUGUUUCUUUAAAUAGGCGCUUCCAAGGGAGAAGUGGUGACGGGAAUUCCUCUCAAUCCAAGUCUAUGCAUGCGGUUAACCGAGCAGCUUUAGUAGACACGCAUUGCAUUUAUUUUAGGCCUUUUUAAGUCUUAAUCGAGUGUGCCCACCACUCAACGAACAUGCAGGACUUCUUUGUUAUAGUUGAAGCGUCCUGAGAAGUCGAGGCUUUCUCUCUGAGAAGGCCCCGCUUGGUCGACCUGGAGGGGAGGAAGAAAGAAGAGGAACCAUGGAGAUUGGAGGAAGAUGUAAGACUCGACUUUUUCUAUUCGGGCCGAAGCUAGUUUCGAGGAGCGAUCCGAGGGGAAUCCACAAAUAUCUGGUGGUGUAUGCUUUGUUUUCCUUCGUGCUGUUAACGCACGCCUCCCCGGCGAAAUCCUGUGACAAGAGCUGUAACUCGGGGAAAUGCAUCAACGGAUCCUGCGUCUGCGAGCGAGGAUGGGUCGGAGAUCAAUGCCAGCACUGCCAGGGGAGGUUCAAAUUGACAGAACCUUCAGGCUACCUCACCGACGGGCCCUUCAACUACAAGUUCAAAACAAAGUGCACCUGGCUCAUUGAGGCCAACCCUAAUGCGGUUCUGCGGUUAAGAUUCAACCACUUUGCCACAGAGUGCAGCUGGGACCACAUGUACGUCUAUGACGGGGACUCUGUUUAUGCUCCUCUGGUUGCUGUUUUCAGUGGCCUGAUCGUACCAGAGACGCGAGGUAAUGAGACGGUUCCUGAAGUUGAGACGACUUCAGGCUACGCACUGCUACACUUUUUCAGCGACGCUGCCUACAAUCUGACAGGAUUUAACAUACUCUACUCGAUAAACUCUUGUCCCAAUAACUGCUCCGGUCAUGGGAAGUGCACGCCGGGGAACUCGGCCGCCAGCAGAGUGUACUGUGAAUGUGACAAGUACUGGAAGGGCGAGGCGUGCGACAUCCCCUACUGCAGGAACAACUGCGGGAGCCCCGACCACGGCUACUGCGACCUCACCGGCGAGAAGCUGUGUGUCUGCAACGACAGCUGGCAAG
Poecilia latipinna (sailfin molly) is the source of this 1676-nucleotide messenger RNA. RefSeq names its product attractin-like protein 1. Gene Ontology annotation, cellular component: Golgi apparatus. NCBI's taxonomy places the organism in Eukaryota, Metazoa, Chordata, Actinopteri, Cyprinodontiformes, Poeciliidae. The record is from RefSeq and is a predicted model, not a curated record. The transcript is spliced from 5 exons. The annotation marks the transcript as partial.